Molecule: messenger RNA, 996 nt
Organism: Linum trigynum
Lineage: Eukaryota; Viridiplantae; Streptophyta; Magnoliopsida; Malpighiales; Linaceae
Source: the annotation of a GenBank genome assembly
CCACAGGAAAUUCACCGCCCUCUCCGCCGAAUACGGCCCCAUAUUCAAAUUCCGUGUGGGCACCAAACUCUACAUCGUCGUCAGCUCGCCGGAUCUAGCCAAAUAAGUCCUCCGCCAGCAACGGCAACCCUCCCCCACCUCACCACAACCAUCGCCGCCAACGAACCCUAGGAAAGGGGUAAGAAUCAUCCUCCUCCUUCGAUGGCGACGGAGACUCCGCCAAGUUCGUGCGCAACGACGGGAUCGGCUUAUUCGUGUUGCUGCUUGACGACGUCUUAAAAUCGCCCAUUCCAAAUAGCCCAUCUCCAGAGCUGGAAUGUCGCCGGAAUAAAAUCUAGCUAUGGCGGAGACAGCUUGAAUCUGAGUCGAUAACCACCACCACCAUUGGAUUUUCGAGACCCAUCUUCCUCUCCGUCAAAUCAAAAAAUGAAAAUCUCUUCCUACGACAGCGGAUUCCUUGGUUCACAGAACAUCGGCGAGUUCGGCUACGGAAUCAGAGUCUCCAUUGGCAUCCUCCUUCUAUUCACCAUCAUCACUCUCGCCUUGUACUUCUGUCGCAACACUAUCACCCUUUGGUCGGUUCCACCCACCGGAGAUCCAUGGCCGCUUCCACCUCAAUGCGGCUCGCUACAGGGGUUGAGUGGGAGGAAGAAAAGGAAGAGGGUAGAGGAUUUUUAAUUUAUUUUUUUAUUAUAUGAUGUGUUAUUAUUUGCUUAUGUGGCGCUGAUGUGUUCGAUGAGUUAGCGCAUUGUCAACAAACCGUCAAAAAAAUUGACGGUGUUAAUAACACCGUUAAAGUAUCUAACGGAAAUGGCUAUAUUUGGCACAAAUGUUUCAAAAUUCUGGCUAUAAGUGGUAUUUCUCCAAAUUUGGCUAUAAGUGGCACAAGCAUGAAAGUUUUGGCUAUACAAGUGUAUUUUGCCUUUUUUUUAUUCAUUAAAAGGUAUGUACUGGGAUUUGAACCAUGACCAUUUUAAAGAAAGGCAAGGAUCAUAA